Molecule: messenger RNA, 1230 nt
Organism: Vigna unguiculata (cowpea)
Lineage: Eukaryota; Viridiplantae; Streptophyta; Magnoliopsida; Fabales; Fabaceae
Product: oxygen-evolving enhancer protein 1, chloroplastic-like
Biological process (GO): photosystem II stabilization; photosystem II assembly
Cellular component (GO): photosystem II oxygen evolving complex
Molecular function (GO): oxygen evolving activity
Source: RefSeq, a predicted model, not a curated record
UACUCCAUUUUCUGCCAUUCAUCACUCACAAUAACCACUUGCAAAUCUUUGAAUCUCAACACAAACACUUUGGUGGCCACACCUUGCACCAGCAUCAAUGGCAGCCUCACUACAAGCUGCAGCAACCUUCAUGCAACCCACCAAGGUGGGCUUAACCUCCCGCAACCUCAAAUCUUCUCAAUGCAUCUCUAAGGCUUUCGGCUUGGAACCCGCUGGACCUAAAUUCACCUGCUCUCUUCAAUCCGAUCUCAAAGACUUGGCUCAAAAAUGCGCCGACGCCACCAAGCUUGCAGGAUUCGCCCUUGCCACCUCAGCUCUCCUUGUUUCUGGAGCAAAUGCAGAGGGUGUUCCGAAGAGGCUAACCUUCGACGAAAUCCAGAGCAAGACAUAUCUGGAAGUGAAGGGGACUGGAACUGCUAACCAGUGCCCAACCAUCGAUGGUGGAGUGGACUCAUUCGCCUUCAAGCCAGGCAAAUACAACGCCAAGAAGCUGUGUCUGGAACCCACUUCCUUCACGGUGAAGGCAGAGGGUGUGGCCAAGAACGCCCCUCUCGAGUUCCAGAACACCAAGCUCAUGACCCGUCUCACCUACACCCUCGACGAGAUCGAGGGUCCCUUCGAGGUCUCACCCGACGGAACGGUGAAAUUCGAGGAGAAAGACGGGAUUGACUACGCUGCUGUGACUGUUCAGCUUCCCGGAGGAGAGCGUGUGCCGUUCCUCUUCACCAUCAAACAGUUGGUGGCCACUGGGAAACCAGAAAGCUUCAGCGGGGACUUCCUUGUUCCCUCUUACCGUGGUUCCUCUUUUUUGGACCCCAAGGGAAGGGGUGCCUCAACCGGUUAUGACAAUGCUGUUGCUUUGCCUGCUGGUGGCAGAGGAGAUGAGGAAGAGCUUGCAAAGGAGAACAACAAAAGUGCUUCAUCUUCCAAAGGGAAAAUCACCUUGAGUGUGACCAAGACCAAGCCUGAGACUGGAGAGGUUAUUGGGGUGUUCGAGAGUGUUCAGCCUUCUGAUACUGAUUUGGGGGCUAAAGCUCCUAAGGAUGUCAAGAUCCAAGGUAUCUGGUAUGCUCAGCUUGAGUCAUAGACAUGUUUUUUUAUGCUGUAAUUCUAUUUUCUUGUAACUUGUUGCGAAGCACUCAGAGCGUUACCAUGUAAGUAUAUUAUAACGACUUCGAUUAUAAUAAUGUCCAAAAUUAAAUUCUCUCUAUUUGCCUUUUGGAGAAUUCA